Sclerotinia sclerotiorum 1980 UF-70 is the source of this 1185-nucleotide messenger RNA. RefSeq lists its product as hypothetical. The coding region runs from base 1 to 1185 and encodes 394 amino acids. Gene Ontology annotation, cellular component: fungal-type cell wall. The record is from RefSeq and is a predicted model, not a curated record. Lineage: Eukaryota; Fungi; Ascomycota; Leotiomycetes; Helotiales; Sclerotiniaceae. The transcript has 4 exons. Gene Ontology annotation, biological process: fungal-type cell wall polysaccharide metabolic process.
AUGCGUGCCUCUCAAGCACUUUCCAUCGUUGCGUUUGCCCUCACAGCAACUUGCAUGACAAUCAAGCGUCAAGAUGAGCAGACCAAUCUUAAGAGAGAGGGUUGGACAUCAGCUGGCUGCUACACUGAUAAUGUUUCCGGUCGUGCUCUGACUACACCAGGAGGAGUUCCCGGAGGACCCAGCACCAUGACCAAUGAAGCUUGUCAAACUGCUUGUGCGGGAGCUGGUUUCUCGUGGGCUGGUACCGAGUACGGAGGAGAAUGCUGGUGUGGCAACUCAAUCAUCAAUGGAAAUGGACCCGCUCCAGAUGGAAAUACUGGUUGUAACAUGGCGUGCAAUGGUAACGGCGGACAAACAUGCGGUGGACCAAAUCGUCUUACUGCGUUUCAAACCGGUGGUGGUGGAUCCAGCACGCCUCCCUCCAACCCUGCGCCGAGCAAAUCUGGAAAACGUGGUUUAGCAUAUGAUUCCAAUAAUAAGUAUGGUGAUGCGUCUUUUGGUAAUAUGUUCAGGCAAUACAGUAAGGUUAGUUGGGGUUAUAAUUGGGGAUAUACGAAUCAUGGUUUAGAUUCAAGUCUUGAUUUCGUUCCAAUGCUUUGGGGAAACCCCAAAACUGUUGAUCAGAAUUGGGUUACAGCAGCUCAAAGCGCGAAGAGUGUCCUCGGCUUUAACGAACCAGAUCUCACUUAUGAACAAUCUUCCAACAUGCUUCCUGAAGUAGCAGCUCAAGGAUACAAAUCGUGGAUUCAACCAUUCGCAGGUCAGGUUCGCAUUGGUGGUCCGGGUGUUUUGUGGAAUAAUUGGAAUAGUUGGUCCUCAGGCGGCGGCUACAGCUCCCGCGUCUGGACCCAAUACUUCAUGGGCAACUGUACCGGGUGCCACAUCGAUUUCGCCGCCAUCCACUACUAUCAAGACUGUGUUCCCAAAUCAGGCGAAUCUGGAACCGAUUGGUUUAUCACCAACAUAACCAAUGCCCACGAUACACUCAAUCUGCCGAUCUGGAUUACGGAAUUCCAAUGUUAUGGCACGGAUGAGCAACAGGCGCAAUUUUUGAGGACGGUUUUGCCGUGGUUGGAUAGUCAGGGUUAUGUAGAGAGAUAUGCGUAUUUUGGGGCUUUUCCCAAUUUUUUGCUUAAUGUUGAUGGGUCGGCUUUGAGUCUGGCGGGGCAGGCGUAUGUUAAUUAG